Molecule: messenger RNA, 1155 nt
Organism: Prorocentrum cordatum
Lineage: Eukaryota; Dinophyceae; Prorocentrales; Prorocentraceae
Source: the annotation of a GenBank genome assembly
AUGUUCCGCACGCUCGCCACGUCGCUCGUGGGGGCCUCGCUUGGCGGCCUGGGGGCCGCCAUGAUCGGACCUGGCCCUCACGCCAAGGCGAAGCCUUUCACGCUGGAGGAGAGCUGCAAGCCCGAGAACCGCGCGUCGGCCGCCGAUGCACUGCUGCCCCUGUUCCAGACCAAUUACGACGCCAAGAUAAAGGAAGCCUUCGCGAGCAUCGGCGGGCCAGCGAUGCUGACCAUCGGAGACGGGCACUCCAACGGCCUGUUCUUCAACUUCAUGGCCCACGUGAACCGCACGGUCGUGGAGCAAAGGGUGAAUCUGCCGGUCGUGAAUGUGGCCCUGGACACGCUGGGCAUGAAGGGCUGCGAGGCAACCCAGCAGCGGCUCGCCGCUACGAGCCCCCGCUCGGGCUUUGUGUCGCGACUGAGGACGAAGCUCUCCGGGAAGAAGCCGCAGCCCACGCCCGUGCUCAAGUGCGUGAGCGUGGAGGGUUGGCUGCCGAGCGAGCUAUCCCAGACCGACCAGGCGGCCGGGGUGAGGGGCACGGGCACCUGCAGGUACAACAUGAUCAUCUGGACCAAGCCGCACAUCCUGAAGUCCGCCCUGCAGGCCUCCAGCCACGGCGUGCUGAUGAUCGACACCGACGUGGUGGUCAGGCAGGACAUCCUCCAGGAGAGCGUGCAGCGCCUGACAGAGAAGAAGGGCGCCUCCAUCGUCACUGGCAUCGAGAACACCCGUGCCGACAGGAUCAACACCGGAACAGUGUUCAUCACGCCGACUGGGCGCAUGUUCACGGAGAUCAUGGACGAGUGGAUCAAGGAGAACUCCAACUACCUCAACGACGACCACGGCGACCAGGCUGCCCUGCAGGCGGUGUUCCUUACCAACCACCGUCUGCUGCAGUUCGCGGUGACCUACGGGGAUUCCGUGGGCCAGUGCUCCCGCAUGGCCCGCGUGGCGACCCACUACAACUGCUACGCCAACAAGCUCGCGCCCAUGAAGAGCCAGGGCGACUGGGACGUUGCCACCCAGACCGCGCGAGAGCAGCUCGGGCUCCACAACGAGAAGGGCUUCAGCAAGCAGUCCGAGUGGCUCCAGCAGAAGAUCGAGAGCCUGGAGGCUGGAGGGGAGUGGAUCAUUCCCAACACCCACUUUGAGUGA